AAUGUGAUCUCUAUACAGAAUUUUAAUUUUGACUUUACCUUGAAACUUGACUGCUGACAAGAAUGCAAGCCGGUACGGUCACUGAAACAAAUUGUGUUCAUUUAUUUCUCAAACAUUGACGAGUCAUUGAAACAGGAGAUUAAUUCAUGAGAGUGUUGUUCCACAAUGCUAUGCCUUCCCCUUUAUAUAAUCGGCUAAUCUCUGGAAAGUAUUGUGCUGUCCUCUUUCCAGUAACUCAGCAUUGUCCUAAUCCCCCUGCAAGUCCAAAUUGAAAUUAAAAAGUCCCACUGUCGGAAACAUGGCUAUACACAAAGAUGGAAAAAGUGUCAAUAAAUAAAAUACAGAUACAAUGUAAUGGAGAAAGAUUUCUAUGUAGCAAAAGUCAAAAAUACAAAUAUCUUGCAAUAUUAGGGUAAGUUUCAAAGAGUUGUGAUAAUACUGUAGUAAAUAUUUGUAUGUGUAUAUUUUUAUACAUCUAUGUUAGUGAUUAUUAAUACUCAGUGGAUCAGAGUGGGUGUCUGGUAUUAAUUAAUUGUAAACAACUCCCCUGGAUGAUGUCAGAGGAUUAGCAGUGGAGAGGUUUAUCACGUGUAAUGAUGUUUGUGUGUUAGCUGUGUGUGCAUCAGAGGCGCUGUGGACAGGACAGAGAACACCUGACAAAGUAAGUCUUCAUAUGUUUGUAAUUAUUUUUUCUUAAACUUAAAUCUAUUGAACUCUAAAUAAAUCUGCUGAUGCAGGAGCAUGUUGGAGAAAAUGAGCUCUCUGGAUGACGUCCCGUUUCAGACCCCACUUGGUCCACUGCAGGAAGAAGUACAGCUUGUGACAGUCCCAGACAUCACUUUACCAGACUGUGGUCGGAUACUACGAGACACUGAGUAUGGUUUCAACUUGGAGAAAUGGAUUUUAACUGGGCAGCAGCUGGACUGUACGGCCCCCUCCUGCCCCCCCUACUGGCUGAUGUUUAGCACUCCUCAAAAGAGUCGCCGAACCAGACGCAGGAGCAGCGACCCCUGGAUCGUAUCAGCUCAGCUCCGCAGUAACAGCCUGAACUCUGUAGACUCUUGCUGGCAGCGCCAUUGCACUGUGAGGUUCCUCUUAUCUGACUCUGAGGAUGAUGAUGGUUACUUUGAGGAUACUGAAGGCUCCUCCGCAGAAGAUACACGCCGCCCCAUCAUGAGCAGAGAAUUGCCUUGGAGCUCUGCACCUAAAGACCCGCUCUCCAGAGUCAAAGACAUGCACUGUGCUCAUUCCUCUCACCACUGUAGGCCUGCAUCAUCUCAGGGCCUCAGAAGAUCCAGAGGCUCCUCACCUUCUCUUCAAAACAGCAGACAACCUCUACGAGCCCUUGAGCAGCACAGGUCUGAUCAGGCCAGCCCAAUCCCUCCUGGGCAGAAAAAUACCAAAAAGAAAAGUUCACUUAGAUCUGUGGUCCGAAAAUUCUCCCAAAACACACCCCCUGCCAGUCCUGCUCCCUCCAGGCUUAAACAGAUACGACCUUCCUCUGCAGGGCCUUUGGUCAAACACCACAGACAGGGCCGGAGAACAGGCAGCUCCUGUGGGGUUUUCUUUGACUCUGCAGCAGAGUUGAUGUCAGCACUCAGCCAAGAGGAGAGGGAGCUACUUGAAACCAUCACAGAGAAGGGCUACCCUCUGCGCACAGCCAUUCUGGCUCUUCAGAAGACCGGCUUUCACAGCCCAGAUAAGAUCCUAAAAUACCUGGCGGCAAGUUACCGUCUCUGCGAGCUGGGUUACGAGGAAGCACAGGUGGAGGAGGCCAUGGAGAUGUUUCAGAACUGUGAAAGCAAGGCUGCAGAGUUCCUGCACCUCCUGACACAGUUUAACGAGAUGGGUUUUCAGCAAAGUGCCAUCAAAGAAGUGCUGCUUGUACAUGAAAAUCACCGCGAACGAGCGCUUGAAGAACUCAUGACACGCAUGGCGUAAACACAACAUCUUGUUUCUGCUGUGUUACAGAAUAACCUCACGUCUACAGUGUAUGUGAAAAGCACUAUAAAACAUCAAAUAGUGUGGAUAGAGACAGAUGACAAACUAUUACAGAACUUGAACUCAGAUGAGAAACAAAACAUCAAUCAAAAUUUAAAAUGACAGAAGGUGGCCAUUUCAUGAGGAAAAGGUUGAAAGGAUUAACCUUUUUAAAAGCAUUUAUUUACAGCUUAUUACAAAAAGCACUGAAAAUAUUUCACUUGUGAAGAGCUGUCAUUCCAGCUGGAGAAAGAAAAUCAUUGUGCACUGAAUAUCUGCUACAGUGCUAACACAAUGUAGUGCUCUAGGUAUAGUCAUGUUUGAGUUAAAAGGCUGUAUCCCACCCCCCUAAAAAGUCAAAUAAAAAGCCACAACCGCUGUGGUACAAACAUCAUUAACUUGCAUACCCAUACAAACAUUAUAAACGGCUUCAGUUGAAAGACCAAAGAUGGUUACACAGAUGUAAAUAUUUACAGGUUAUGUAAGAAGUUUACAUUAAGGUUCACUCCCACCCCCCUUGUCCUCUAUAUAAAAACCACACCAAACUGUUGCAAGGCUCUGGGGUAGCUUUGAUCCAUCACUGAUGACUGACAGUGGAGUUCAGAAUACCUGUCUUCACGGUCGAUUUAGAAGCUUUCGAGAGGUCUCUCUGAAAAGAAAAGUCAAAACAACCAUUAGUAUCUUUGUUCAUAUUUGAGCUGUAGAAAUGUUAAGAUGAGACAUCAUGUACAAGUCAAUGUGUGUCCACAGGGUGUAGCAUGUAAGAAUGAUGCCUAAUACUUGUGAAACAUGUUUUUGUCCUGAAGUCAGAGCAAUGUGUUGGAAGGUUAAACUGUGGCCUAGAAAACCUGGUGGUUGAGUCUUUGGUUUUAAUUGGAUGAUUAAAGAAAACAAUUGGAACUCUUUCACUAUUUUAUAACCAACUGAACUUC
This is a messenger RNA of Labrus mixtus (cuckoo wrasse), 2912 nucleotides long. Its product is annotated as ubiquitin-associated protein 1-like. Gene Ontology annotation, cellular component: ESCRT I complex. The transcript has 5 exons. Gene Ontology annotation, molecular function: ubiquitin binding. Bases 742 to 1941 code for a protein of 399 amino acids. The record is from RefSeq and is a predicted model, not a curated record. NCBI's taxonomy places the organism in Eukaryota, Metazoa, Chordata, Actinopteri, Labriformes, Labridae. Gene Ontology annotation, biological process: ubiquitin-dependent protein catabolic process via the multivesicular body sorting pathway.